This is a messenger RNA of Solea senegalensis (Senegalese sole), 4804 nucleotides long. RefSeq names its product alpha-1,3-mannosyl-glycoprotein 4-beta-N-acetylglucosaminyltransferase A (gene mgat4a). Gene Ontology annotation, biological process: protein N-linked glycosylation. The coding region runs from base 771 to 2372 and encodes 533 amino acids. Lineage: Eukaryota; Metazoa; Chordata; Actinopteri; Pleuronectiformes; Soleidae. Gene Ontology annotation, molecular function: acetylglucosaminyltransferase activity. Gene Ontology annotation, cellular component: endoplasmic reticulum; endoplasmic reticulum-Golgi intermediate compartment; Golgi stack. The transcript is spliced from 17 exons. The record is from RefSeq and is a predicted model, not a curated record.
UUUAUCACAUUGGCAGGUGGAUGAUAGUAGUUCGUUGUUCGGGGAAAAUGUUUUAAAAGGACGUGUGCGGGAGCCUUUUUUUUGGGGGGGUCUAACUUCAUUUCAAACCGUUUGCUAAUGGAUGUUAACGCCUCCGGAAUGUGUGACCGCGAAGAUACUUCUCCGGCUGUGUUUGCCCUGGUAAACGGACGCUGGCGGUGCUAACGGGCUGACCAAACAUUCAACUUCAUGUUAGCUUGGUAGGCCCAGCAAUGGCUGGUGAAACUUGGUGACAGCAGUCGUUGAAAAUGUACCACCGGGAGGCUCAACGACACCGCUGUUAAUGUGUGUUUUUACCCCGUCGUCAGUUGAAGAGAGCUCGGCGUGAUUUGAUUUGAGGCGUAGCCUGCGGGAGCCCGUCAGAGACCGAGCAGCCUAUCCCAGCGGAGCCACUGUUACGUCCCCGAAAUGCUCCCUUCGUGUAACUUGUAGCUCCGGGUGACUGUCUUGUGAGAAUUUACAAUGGGUGAUAUGGGCAGCUAGCUUGUUCUGUCUUCCCCCAACAUGUCUGCUCAUUUGUCGCGAACAGCAAGUUGACUCGUGACCGACCGCGGAGCAGGAGAAGCCCGUGCACAGCCCUACGGAAAGGACGCAGCGACAACGAGGGUAACAUCCGAGAACCCCCUCCUCCCGGCGCAGAGGCGGCGAGAGACGGACGGACGGAGGGAGGGAGGCAACGGCAGCUUCGGGGUCCCCGACACUGAGCCGAGGAGAGGCAUCGCUGAAAUGAGAUGAGGCUCAGAAAUGGAACUGUGGCCACUGCGAUCAUUUUCUUCACGUCUUUCCUCAGCCUGUCCUGGUACACAGCGUGGCAGAAUGGCAAAGAGAAGCUGGUAGCGUACCAGCGGGAGUUCCAUGCGUUGAAAGAGCGCCUUCGUGUGGCCGAGCACAGGACGCUGCAGCGCUCGUCUGAGCUCAACACGAUCCUUGAGCAGUUCAAACGCGCCAUCGCCGAGACUAACAACAGCAAAGAUGCCCUCACCAACUUUUCCGAUGAGACACAGAAACUACUGAAAGAGCUCGCAAACAGGAAACAGCUCCAAGUGCCAAAUAUUUACCAUCACCUGCCUCACCUACUCAAUAAUGAAGGCAGCCUGCACCCGGCCGUGCAGGUCGGUCUUGGCCGCACAGGAGUUACCAUGGUGAUGGGGAUUCCCACAGUGAAGCGGAAGGUGAAGUCGUAUCUGUCAGAGACGCUGCAUUCGCUAAUAGACAAGCUGUCACCAGAGGAGAAACUUGACUGUGUUAUUAUCGUCUUUGUCGGGGAGACUGACGUGGACUAUGUGCACAGCGUAGUUGCCGGACUGGAGAAAGAGUUUUCUACAGAGCUGAAUGCAGGUUUGCUGGAGGUGAUCUCACCACCGGCCGCUUAUUAUCCCGAUCUAACCAACCUCAAGGAGACUUUUGGAGACUCCAAAGAGAGAGUCAGAUGGAGAACCAAGCAGAAUCUGGACUACUCCUUCCUCAUGAUGUACGCUGUGAGCAAAGGGGUUUACUAUGUCCAGCUGGAGGACGACAUUGUGGCCAAACCCAACUACUUUGCCACCAUGAAGAACUUUGCCCUGCAGCUCUCGUCAGAGGACUGGAUGAUCCUGGAGUUCUCCCAGCUGGGUUUCAUCGGGAAGAUGUUCCAGGCUCCCGACCUCAACCUCAUUGUUGAGUUCAUCUUCAUGUUCUACAAGGAGAAACCCAUCGACUGGCUGCUGGAUCAUAUUCUCUGGGUCAAAGUCUGCAAUCCUGAAAAAGAUGCGAAACAUUGCGAGCGUCAGAAGUCCAGCCUCCGCGUACGGUUCAGGCCCUCCCUAUUCCAACACGUGGGGCUCCAUUCUUCUCUCGCCGGAAAGAUACAAAAGCUCACAGACAAAGACUUCCUGAAGCCACUGCUCCACAAGAUGCACGUCAACCCACCGGCUGAGGUUUCCACUUCAAUGAAGGUGUAUCAGGGUCACACACUGGAAAAGACGUACCUCGGAGAAGACUUCUUCUGGGCCAUUACGCCCACUGCAGGAGACUAUGUCCUCUUCAAAUUUGACCGACCCAUCAGCAUAGAGAGGUUCCUGUUUCGCAGUGGUAACCAGGAGCACCCAGGAGACAGAAUUGAGAACACCACAGUUGAAAUACUGCCUGUCACGGAACCCGGACCACAGACCAAAGACAAGUACAAACGAACAGAGGACCGAUUUUACGCCGUCGGUCAGUUUAAGAAGGGCGUGGCAGAAGGGAAUGUGGAUCCUUCCUUCAAUCCCAUCAUGGCUCUCCGGCUCUCAGUUGUCAAAGACUCGGCUGUGUGGGCCAUCAUCAGUGAAAUACAUAUAAAGAGGAUAACUGGCUGACAGUUCCGUCAUGGGGGGGAGGGGGCUUACCUGAGUCGUGGCCCCUGAAGGACCAAAAUCUCCCAGACUGCUUACACAGGGCCUCUGGCACCUAGCAACCAGCAGUGAAAUCAUUAGCGCCCACUAGAGUAGCUCCUCUGAGCUUGUCAGACGUGUGACUUUGUCCCGCCGCUCUCUUCCUAACGUACCUUGUUACUUCGCUUCCCGACGAUUAGUUUCUCCCCAUCUCCUCCUCCUCCUCACUCUUGUGCUCUUAAUUCAUUUGUGAGAUUAAUACUACUGUCUGAAGAACAACGGAGUGAGUGAGGACCUGUUCUCAGCUGUGGCUACAAUCAGAGGAAACCUGGACUAAUGAGAAAUCAUCUGGAGAUAGAGGGGGGGGGCCAGUCAGUCAGUCAGUCACCUGGCCACUGGUGUAGAUGCUGCCAGAUCUUUCACUGUUAUUCAAUGCUGCCACCUGUGGGCAAGCUGGGACAUUGCACUGUCACUAACGCCUCAGCAAAAUGCCAUGAUGAUCGAGAAUGUUGUCAUCACUGACGGCCAGUCGCUCCCUGUUCUCGGCAAAGACGACGGCACCCUAGAUCGACACCAGCCCAGACUAAAGAUGUUCUCCUCAAAUCCUUGUUAGUCUCAAACGCUUCACUUGUCCUGAGACACACAAACUCAGGAUGGCCUUUUCCAAAAUGGCUCCCCGAGUUCUGCCUGCAGCCAGACGGUGACGACGUCGACCGUAGGUGUAGAUUUGUGGUAAUUAUCCCCUUCUAUGUAGAAGAAGUACCAUAACAAACAUAGGCUGAAUGUGACCUCAGUGUCCAUUUAUACUCUAGUACCAAUCAGGCAUUGCCUUGGCAUCAUUUCUUUUUGUUGUCUCUGAAGGAAUAUAUUGUUAUAUUGAUAUAUUAUUACAGCUUUGACGAUCUAUGAAGGUGAAUUAAUUUAUUUGAAAUAAAUCUUUAAUUUGUACAAGAGGUUAAAAUAUAUUUUUAUUCUAUUAAGAGAUGUUUACGGUAGUAGAGAAUUGGGUUUAUUUGUGUGUUUUUGUUUUUUUCUUAACUUCUGUUGUAAAUGUUAUUUUCAGUAUAACAGCCUCUCGUGAAAUUGCUUUGUCUGCAGUGAGCACGUUGCCCAGUUUAGUUUUAUUCAAUUUUCUUCCCCCUGCUCCCCUUUAUUAUUAUUUUUUUUUAAGUGAGAUGUUGAAAGUGAAGCUGGUGGUUUUCACACAUGUUUUAAGUGGUAGGAGAGUUGUAAAUAGAUACUUUUUGAAGUAGUUGUGGGUCAAAAAUUAGGAGAAAAUGUGCCUUAUCCAGGUCUGUUUUAAUUGUCUCAGCAACACAACUUCAGCCUGUGCCCUCUCACUUUUACCCACACUUUAAUUGCUGGAUAUUACUAAUAUUUUGAAUAAUGACACGCAAUAGUCCAGUUAGUGAUUGGAUGUCAAAAAACGUAAUCUCUGUUGAUUGAAAUUGGUGAGUAAGGUCCUUUUUUGGACCAGAUUACCAUCUGAAACAGCAUGAUUUGCACUGCUUUUUCUUUUUUCUUUACCAUCACACGGCCCCUCCCCCUCACCAAAUGUAUUUAAAAUUCCCAUCUGCUUAUUUCACUUACUUCCCAAAUCCACUUUAAAAUUUACUUUUACUUUACUUUAAUUAUUAUUAUUAUUAGUGGACACAAUAUUAUGACUACUGAUGAUUGCAGAUUGCACCUUUUUGGCUGAGGUUGUUAAUACUUUCACUGAUUGUAAAUCUAUAUAUAUAAAAAACAGCAACGAGUAUCUCUUCUCUUUUGCUCAAUAGUUUAUUUAAAUUCACUUGACGUGUCUUGUGUUUGUUCGUGGCCAAUUGUUCUGAGUGGAAGCUGUUUUCAAGUGGAAGUUCAUUCAUUAUUAGUUUUAUAUAUAUCAAUGUUCAUUCAAAGGGGGUAGUGAAGUGCCUUUUGGUGGAGUUUAUAUAAACGUGAAAACUUUUGCUAACAUUGCUUGUUCACAUGCAUGAUAAUUAUUUGUAAUUUAUUAACAUUGUUUUGAAUUUUCUUUUUGUUAAUUCUCCCGUCCAACAGAAGUUUAACAUUUGCCUCAAAAUCUGAUUUGUUUUUUCAUACAUAAUUGGGAGAUUAUGGGGACUGAAGCCUUUCAAUGAUAUGACUCUGGCUUCUGCUCCUUACGCCACGUCCUCAUACAAACUAAUAUGUGAAAAUGGCAUGGGCAGUUCUAUUACCUCCUACUGUGUUUGUGGAUAGAGGACAGGUGAUGCCUCCCAAAAUGAAAGAAACGAGAGGAACUCAUCUUAAUGCGUGACAAGCUCGCACACACACACACACACACACACACACACACCCACCCAUCAGUUCAUGUGCCUUUGUCAUGUGCAGUACAUGUGAAUGCCUACAUCAUUUUCCAUGGACACCUUUGAAAUAAAUGAUAAAAGUUGUCAGAA